CUUCUCACAAACAUUAUCGUUUUUUUCUCUGAUUCAUUCAUUCCUAAUCCUACCUACCACUGAAUGCAAGCUGCAAUUGCAGCUAUGGCUCUUCACUCUAUCCUCUUCUCCUCCCCUGCUGCUACUUCUUACCCCCUCCUUUUUCCCCUCUCAAACCCUAGCACCAUCUCUAUUCCAUCUUCUUCUUUCCAUGGUGUCUCCCUCAAAACCCCCAUUACUCGUCAAUCGCUAACACUCUCCGUCGCCGCCGCUCCUAAACCCCUUACUGUCGUUGCCGCCGCUAAGAAGGCCGUCGCCGUCCUCAAGGGUACCUCCAGUGUUGAAGGCGUUGUUACCCUCAGUCAAGAAGACAACGGUCCAACAACUGUGAAUGUCAAAAUAACUGGACUGGCUCCAGGACCUCAUGGGUUUCAUCUACAUGAGUUUGGUGAUACCACAAAUGGGUGCAUAUCAACAGGACCACAUUUCAACCCUAAUGGGCUUACACAUGGUGCUCCUGAAGAUGAAGUCCGUCAUGCGGGUGACCUGGGAAACAUAAUUGCCAAUGCCGAUGGCGUGGCUGAGGCUACAAUUGUCGAUAACCAGAUACCAUUGACUGGGCCUAAUGCUGUAGUUGGACGAGCUUUUGUGGUCCAUGAGCUUGCUGACGACCUUGGAAAGGGUGGUCACGAACUUAGCCUCUCCACUGGAAAUGCAGGAGGACGACUGGCUUGUGGUGUGGUCGGCUUGACUCCAAUAUGAUCAUGUUCAUUUAGUCAGACUCAGUAUCCACUCGGUCGGAUCCCUGCUUCAUCUUCAGUUUUCGCAUACUUUGCAAUUGCAAAACUGUAAGUUGAAAUAUUUUCACAUUGUAUGUAGCAAAUAAUCAAUGAGUUUUGUGUGAACACUUGGUGAUAGAUAUGGAACCACUUCUUGAAUAAAUUGUGACUUGAUUAUCGACCAAUCUCAUAAUGCUUGGGGCUUGUUGCACUUG
Messenger RNA from Cynara cardunculus var. scolymus (artichoke), 973 nucleotides. Its product is annotated as superoxide dismutase [Cu-Zn], chloroplastic. The record is from RefSeq and is a predicted model, not a curated record. Lineage: Eukaryota; Viridiplantae; Streptophyta; Magnoliopsida; Asterales; Asteraceae. Gene Ontology annotation, biological process: removal of superoxide radicals. Bases 64 to 741 code for a protein of 225 amino acids. The transcript has 8 exons. Gene Ontology annotation, molecular function: superoxide dismutase activity; copper ion binding.